Anoplopoma fimbria (sablefish) is the source of this 8270-nucleotide messenger RNA. RefSeq names its product unk like zinc finger (gene unkl). The coding region runs from base 50 to 2485 and encodes 811 amino acids. The record is from RefSeq and is a predicted model, not a curated record. Lineage: Eukaryota; Metazoa; Chordata; Actinopteri; Perciformes; Anoplopomatidae. The transcript has 16 exons. Gene Ontology annotation, molecular function: metal ion binding.
GACGUGCAACAGAUCCCGGCGCAUGCGCAGUUCAUUGUUUUGACUGAAAAUGCCGUCGGUUUCGAAAACGGCGGCCAAUGCGUCUCCACAAACCGAGAAACCUUCCCACUAUACGUACUUAAAGGAGUUCAGGACGGAGCAGUGCCCGUUGUUCCUGCAGCACAAGUGUACGCAGCACAGACCCUUUACGUGCUUUCACUGGCAUUUUCUCAACCAGCGGCGGAGACGACCCAUCAGGAGGAGAGACGGGACGUUCAACUACAGCCCCGACGUGUACUGCACCAAGUACGACGAGACCACAGGCAUCUGCCCGGAUGGAGACGACUGUCCCUAUUUACACCGGACCACUGGUGACACAGAGCGCAAGUACCAUCUACGCUAUUACAAGACUGGCACUUGUAUCCAUGAGACAGAUGCUCGAGGGCAUUGUGUGAAGAAUGGACUCCACUGUGCUUUUGCUCACGGGCCACAUGAUCUCCGACCUCCAGUCUAUGAUAUCAGAGAGAUUCAAGCACAAGAGGCCCUUCAAAAUGGCCAGUUGGGAUCUGGGGAAGGCAUUCCUGAUCUGCAGCCUGGAGUAUUAGCCAGCCAAGCUAUGAUUGAGAAAACUCUGACAGAAGACCCCCGGUGGCAAGAUACCAACUUUGUUUUAGCCAACUACAAAACCGAUCAGUGUACUAAGCCCCCAAGACUAUGCAGACAGGGCUACGCUUGCCCGCACUACCACAACAGUAGGGAUCGAAGAAGAAAUCCUAGAAAGUUCAAAUAUCGGUCAACACCUUGCCCUAAUGUGAAACAUGGAGAUGAAUGGGGCGAACCCUCAAAGUGUGACAGCGGAGACAGUUGCCAGUAUUGUCACUCUCGCACCGAGCAGCAGUUUCACCCAGAAAUCUACAAAUCUACCAAAUGCAAUGAUAUGCGACAAACUGGAUACUGUCCCAGAGGACCGUUUUGUGCAUUUGCACAUGUAGAAAGAAUUCCCUCUACAGACGAGACCAUGAGCUCAUUGCUAACAGUGAUACAGUCCAGUUCACAGGCCCAGCUGGGCUCUCAGCAGUAUUCAGAGUGUCCAGUCAGUGAAUGGAACAGUGGAGGCAACUCCACCAGCGCAACCAGCAGCAACGGACAAGUAGGAAGUGUUUCAUGUUCUAAUAGCUCGACUGUAACUCCAAGCUCAGGAAGCGACAGUUUGUUAUCCCCAGUGGGAUCCAUCAGCAGGCCCAAAUCCUUAACUAAUAAUAGUUUAUGUUCAGAGUCCACCACAUCCAGUGUCUCAUCUCUGACGUCUAACUAUCCUAGAGCUCCGGGCUUUGAACGUGAGGAUCAGAUUAAGAACAAGGGACAUAUGGAUCACAAAUUAAUGGACCAAGACAAACAGACCCCAAAUUCUGUAUUCUCUGCGGUGAACCCUUUGGCAUCAAGCUUUACCUCCAGCAUAACAUCCAGCUUGGCCUCUAGUAUUGGCUCAGAUAGUUCUUCACCCACCACCUUAUCAACAAUGAAUGCAAAAGCCACUCCUUUCUAUCCAGGGAGCAACACAGUGGAGUCUGUCAUAGGAUCUGCUUUGGACCUCAACUUCAGUGACAUUAAUGUUGCGUCUCUUGAGAAGGAUUUAGAGGAGCAAGACAACAGUCUAGGACUGACAAGUCAAAGAGUGCUCGGUGGCUCUGCCCCGGUCAACAUUCCCGGCUCCCUGGGUCGAUCGUCCUCGUUUAAUUCCUCGUCAUCGCUCUCCACCUCCCCGCUCAGCUCGCUCUCACAGUCUCUGUCGCAGUCCCUGCUGUCUGCCACGUUAUCGCAGCAGAAUCAACCUUCAAACAUGUUGGCCAAGCAAGAGCAUGGCCUCCUGGGAACGCCCACCUCCUCUUCCCAGAAUUCUUUGGGCUUGAAUGGAGGGGCCAGCAGCAUUUGGGACUUUGUAAGUGGCAACUUUUCACCGAGUCCAUCUCCAGUGUUCAGCAGCCUAACCUCCGCAACCAGCAGUGCUGAUCUAGCCCGCCUUUUUAGAGAUCUGGAUGAGGCCAAGAGGAAGAUCAAACAAUGGGAGGAGGCCUGGCAUCAGGUCAAACAAGCCUGUGAAGCUUGCCAGAAAGAUGCUCACGAAGCAAAGGAACAAGCGAAGGCGGCCGAGGCAGAGCGACAGCUGGCAGAACAGAAAUGGGAGGAAACGGAGCGCAAGCUGAAAGAGCUCCAAGGGGACUUUGAUGUGCUUUGUCGCACCCCUGGAACACCUCUUCUUCGUAGCUAUAGAGAUCUGGACGAGCUCCCCUUGUCAAAGCUUCACUCCAUCCAGAGUCAGCUGCGUAAUGACCUAGACCUUAUAGACGGGGUAAUAUAUCAGCUUCAGUCAAAGAAAUGUAUAGUUUGCCAAAAGCAUGAUCGUUGCAUUGUUCUGCAGCCUUGCCAACAUUAUGUACUAUGUGAGACCUGUGCACCUAGUAAAACAGAAUGUCCCUACUGUAGAACAAAAAUAAUGAAGUGGUGAUGUACAAUUCCUCGAGGUACUAUUUAAAGAUUUAGCCCUUUGAAAAACUACUAAUAGAUAUUACAUUUUCUAAAUAGAAAUGUCUGUUUCAUACAGUGAUUGAAUUGAUUUAGAAUACAAUGAUGUUUGACUGAGAAACAAAUAGUAUUAUGAAUCAGAUUGUGUACAGGGGAUUUAAUCAUUAUAGUUUUUGCUCAUUUUAUGUGCACAGUAACCUCAACCAGAUAGCUUUCUGAAUGGAAAGCCACGCACUCAAAUUAGAAUAUCAAAUUAACUUGCUUUGCCCUUUUCUCAAAUCAUCAGUCACUCUAAAGGACAUAUGUCUCGUGUCCAGAUAUUGAUAUUUUGUUUACGUUUGUCAGCAAUACAUUUUGGCUAAUGUGCAUUGCCAACCUGACAUAUUGCUCUUACAGUAAACAAAAAAUUAAAGAUUGAUAAACUUUGGUUCAAAGUUGAAUACUCAAAGACAAUAAUGAGCGUGAGUUUGUAUUUCUUCCCACGUGUUUGGCUGUUAAUGGAUUGGAAAUACUUCACUACACUUUGAAUUAUUGUGGAUAUAACUCUGAUCUCUAACGUUUAAUGCACUUAAAGUCCGCCCAGAGCAAAUUUGAAGGCUUUUCCGAAAAUACUAAGGGAAUGUGUAUUUAAAUAUUUUUUUGUAAAUCUGUUAAAUCACCGAUAAUUGUAUUUGACGGGAGAAAUACAAGAGAGAAAACAUAGUCACUGUAACUUUAAUAUCUUAACUGAAAAGUUCUAGUUUUAAAAUGAGCUAUAACAAAUUCCUGUGUCUUUUUCAUACUGUCAGUCUUAUGGUCAUUUUUCAGUUAUUUUGAUGCCGGGAAAACUUUGAUAAACCACGUAUGAUCUCAAUUGCAAGAAAUCAGUGUGAAAAUAUUUGAAACAUACUGCCAAGAAAUGUAGGGUUCACUCGGCCUCAACAAGUCCAGUGAUGUUAAACAUAAAAUGGGCAAAACUCAAAGCAGAUUUUUUGUUAGUUAAAGAGGAAUACAAUAAAUCAAAGAAUUCACUCGGGAGCUUUUGGAAGCAAAUCGAGAAACAAGAUAUCCCAAAACCUGAAUGUGACUGAUGCUUAAUAAGGAAGUCAUAUUUUUGUUCUGACUUGAUCAGUCUGAAAUUCCAGAAAAUAAAUGUGUGUGCUCAUACAUUUACAUGUAGCGUGGAGCUGCCAAAACUGAUGUGUCAGCAUCAACUUUAUUCUACUAAAAAGUGCUAGAACACUUAGAAGCUCUACGCUCUGAGGAAUUACACUUUCACACUUGCAUUCUUACAUUCAAAACUACUGGGAGUAAUUGAUGAUAAAAAAAACUCAUAUUUGGCCAAAGUAUUGUCCAACUAUAGAGAUUGAAUAUGCAGUUAUGUAAAAUGUUUCACAUCCAAUAAGGUAUUAGUGCUGAACCACAUCUGUGUCUGUAAUCAGCGGCAGGAAAUCACACUAACCAAGGAAACGAUGAAACACAUGACACAUCUUUGUGUUCCUCUUUAAGUAAAGCCACAUUCUCGUAAACAUUUUUUAAAUGCAACCGGUCAAGCAUCAUUUAGUUUGAUUUGUUAUUAAAGCACUUUGUUGACCUGGGACUUUAUUAAAGGGUAUAUAGAAAUAAGCUUUAAGCUGCUUUGUAGGUAUUCUUUUGAGUUGUUUUUUUUUUUGAUUUAUAAUUUUUUCUAUAUAAGCUAAUGUCUGAAGCUUUUGUGUGUACUGUGAAACAUAAUUUGGAUAUUUCAUGUUUCAUAUUGUUAAAUCAUGGCAUGGUUCUAAAUAUUGUUAAGAUUUCAUAGAAAAGUACUUAAUAGUUUCUACUUUCAUAGUUAGAUUUAUAAAAUUUCAAUCAAAUAAGUGCAAAUUUACAAUGCACUUUAGGCAUAACCAGCAGCUGUAUAUCAGUAAGGCACAUGCUACAUGUUAAGGCUGUAAUUCAAUCACUUAGUUCUUUUGUAGAGAUUUAUAUAGCCUAGCCUAUUAGAAAAGCAUGUGUUGUAUUUGCUAAAAGCCUGAGAUGGUGAUUUUUGUAGGAUUCUAGUCCCUUUGAUCUUGUCUAGAACAUAUCGGCCUCUAACUCUAAAGUGCCUUGCCUUAGAUAAAAACGUUACAUCUGUAGAAUUGUCAGAGCAAAACACAGGUAGUCGAAGCUUGUGCAAAGGAUUUCUGCAAAUGUGUCUUGUUUAACUUUGCAGAAACAUUGACUUGUGUAUGACUAUACGUGUAUGUAUAAAUAUAUGCCAGUGUAUUUGGCCCAAUCUCAUUAAGUAUUUCUGCGGAAGAUAAAUGAAAACGAAACAUUGUCAGCGCCCGUGUCCCUCCGACUACCCACCCACUCAUUCCUCGGCCGCGGUGCUCUUUUGGUGCAGCUUCAGUCUUUGAAAUUAGGUUUUUCCAAUUAAAUGUUUGGGAGUAUGCAAGCAGGACGGAUUCAUCUGUAUAGCAAACGCUUUUUAGACAGUGAAGUAGUUUUAAUUUGUUUGCGUAAUUAUUCUGCAAUGAGUGAAGAUAACCGUAGUUGACCUGUAAGUUUGAUGGGACGUGUGCUAAGGGUCCUCUAAUUGAAAUGACCUUCUACUGUGUUCAAAAACAACCUUUUUAUUCUUGAGUUAAAUUCAAUAGAAAAUCAUGUAUCUCCAGGUACACUUUUUGCUACUUCUAAAUAUGGGAAAAUGCAUUGUUUACAUUCACAUAAAUGACAAUUAAGCAACUCAGAGGAAAAUAAUUAAGAAAGGGUUAUGGUAUUUCAGCAUUUAUAUGAUUUGUGACUUCAUUAUAUCGGAGCAUAAAAGGCAGGCUAAACACUUCUGGUAUUGCAUGUUAUGCGAUAUAUUAACCAGCUACAAAAAAAAAGAAAAAAAAGUUUGCACUGUGUCACCCUGCCAGAAUAUUUGUAUAGACUUAUUUUUAAUGUAGUAAAGGCUUAAUAUCUUCUGCAAGCUUCGCUGCUACUGGAAAAGGUAUUAAUGUAGUUUCUUGUUAUACAUUUAGAUGUUUGAAUGUCGUCGUGCAUCCACAGCUCAGAUUUCCAAAACUAUGAAAUAAUCUUCCUUCUGCAUCUAAUUUAACUAAAUCUUACUUAAUUGAAUUGUUGAUUUGUAAAUCCGAGUCAAAGGUUCAGUACUUUCAUAUAUCACUAAGAAUGAUGUUACAGACAUGUACUGCUCUAAAUUGUCCCUUUUUAAAAAAUGUGAUCAAAGGGAAAUGUACAUUAUUUGGAUUUCUUCUCGCUGAGUGUACCGUGCAGCUCAUUUUACACGGCCCUUUGGUCGAUUCAGUUUUGACUGUGAAGCCAACUAAAAAGAUGUCUAGUGUGGAAAUCUAAAAAUCAACCAAAGUAGUGUUCUAGUAGCUGUCCAAAUACGGAUUCUAAAGGGAACAUUUCCCCUUGAACAGAAUUCUAAUAAUUCCUAAAGUAUAAUGGGACAGAUCGGCCUGUAGUUGUGAACAGCGCCGGUCUGAUCCAAAGUUCUGAGUGGCAGAGCACCAAGGCGGUCCGGAUGAACCUGAGACAGCAUUGUGAGUGGCAGGAAUUCUGUUUUCGGCUGGAUUUAUGCUUAAAUGUUUUAUUCAGUAAGAUGUAUUUUUUCCUCGUAGUGAGUGAACAACAGGACUAUGCCAAUGGCUUUUGCUUACAACAUUUAUGGACUUGAGCCCAUUUCUUUGCAGUUUUACCAAAGACUUGAACUGUUAUUUCUUUUUUGCUACAUUUCAUCAUUUGUUUUAUUUCAGUAAGAAACCUAAAUUGAUUUAAAACAGUUACCACCUAGUACCUUAAAUAGAUAAUGUUCAUUAACAGCAAUUAAUGGCAUCUUUUUCUAUCUUAAGUUAGCUAUAGUGAGUCGAUACAGAAAGGAUUCAAAUUGCAUGGGUCAGAUCCUCACAAAAUGUGUAUUUGUAAAUUUUGAUUUGUGUUAAGUACACAUUGACGUAUAUGGCAGGUUUGUGCCGUACUGGAUAGCACAAGCCGACUUUAAGGAGGAUUCGGUGUCAGUUUAAUUGUUGUCUACAGUGAAGGAAUGUCAAAGGUGAAUGACAUUUGUGCUUCUGAAGUGGCCAUAUAAACCUUUGUUUGUUGACUUUGCUUAACUCCGUAAUCUCAAUCACUUUGGAAAUUGAUGGUUAUGCAUUAUAUGCUGUUAUGAUCGGCCUACAGUGACUGUAAGGUGCUUUCUUUCUAUCUGACUCUUUGUUUUCUAUUUCUUAAAGCAGUGGUCCAAAUUAGUUUUUGUUUUUGUAAAACGACGGGACAGAUGAUGAUUGUGACAAACAUUAAUGGCAGAUACAGACGUAACAAAAACUGAGUUGUUGUUGUUGUGAUUCAUAAUUUGUUGUUGGUCUCUCAAGUGGUCUACUUGCCCAAAUUCAAGUAAAAAAAGAAAUGAAACAAAACAAUGACUUGAUAAGCACAGUUUUCGUUUCUAUAGAUUUGAUUAAUUUAUCUCAAACAGACCAGCUACUUUCUUAAGUACAUCUGUGCCUUUAAUGAUUACAUAAUGUUGAUUGGUAUGAAGAGAAUACGUCUCCGAGACAGAGUUUUGCUCUCAGUAAGAUGGCAAAAUAUAACAUGUUUAAUUAGAAUCAAAAUUCCAGUGCCUUGCAAUAUUUGUGUGGACCACAAUGUGAUUGCUAAAUGAUCUUCUAGAUUAAGGCCACUUGAGCUGAAAGGGAAAAGGCCGAUCUAAUGAGUUUUGCUUCAAGGGUUCCAAAGGAGGAAGCAAAGGUUCGAAAAGACUGAUAAUCGUCUAUCUCAGUCUGUAUUUGCCAUACCAUUAAAAAAAACAAAAAACAGCAAUACUUAACCAUUGAAUACACAAUUUUGAUCUCAAUAAGUCAUUUGGCACCAAAAACUCAAUUGUUUGUUAGGAAAAGCACCAAAUAGGAAGACUCUUGUAAAUGAACUGUAAUAAAUGUAUCAUUAUGCUCUGCAUUGGAAUAGUUUAAUCUAUUUUGCAUUAUUGUUAGUUGUGUUGUCUUUUUGUUUUUAAUAUUAUGAAAAUGGAGCCUGAAAAUUUAUGCAAUCUUGUACAUGUAUAUGACUAUGAUGUAUGGCGCUUUUCAAAUUAAGUAAAAUACUAGUACAGCAGGUGUUGUCAAAGGUAAAUAAUCUGAAUGUGGAACCAGUUGUUCCAUUCACUUUAGAAAAUGUCAGUAGAAAUGUUAUUUAAACAUUGAAGCCCUGAAAUAUUGAAUGUAUUGUUCUAAAUUAGAUAUUAAAUGAACAGGUCACUGGAUAUUAUGAGGCUCAGUUAAUUCAUUAUGAUGUAGCAUCUAGAUGUGAAUUGCUAUUGAAUAAAAUGUAUUAGUACUAAAACAAAUGCAAGUUUUCAUGUAUCUAUUUGUCAGCAUAAUGAGGGAAUUGAGGAAAGAAAUGUAUUUUUCUCAGGGUGAUACAUUUAUUUAAUAGAUAAUGUGUUAAAUCUGAGGAAACUGCAUUUCAUGGAUUGAUUUGCUAAAUGUCAGUGGGUUUAGAUAUUAUUUAUAGAUUAAACAAUAUGUCCCUUAUUUUGUGACGAGCUGUAUGGAUAUGUAGUUAAUUCUUUACUGAUAAUUUUAGAAAAUUAUUCUGUUGGUAUAUUGAUAUUUUCUGUGUUGUAAACACAAAAAUAGGUGCAAGUUUUAGAAUACUAGAUUUUUCUUUUCUACAUUGAGGAUUGAGUACAGCAUAUUUUCUGUAGUGCAUUACUAGUUUGUUAACACUUGUCAAAUUGUUACACUACAGUUAUGCAAUGGUUUACAGAAUUCACAAAAUUAUUUUUAUCAUCUUGAGUAUUAAAAUAAUUUUUC